Molecule: messenger RNA, 387 nt
Organism: Durusdinium trenchii
Lineage: Eukaryota; Dinophyceae; Suessiales; Symbiodiniaceae
Source: the annotation of a GenBank genome assembly
GCAAGAACCAAGAGCUUGAGUUGAUCGCAGACGAGGCUGAGAAAUUCGAGAUGGAACUUUCGGAAAUCAAGGCCAGACACCCUCCCCAGAUCAAUCUUGAAAAGGAAGUUGAGAGGCUUCAGUCGGAGCAAUCCUGCCUAUUGGCCCGGAACCAUGACCUUGAGGUGAUGGCGCUGGAGGUUGAGAGCCUUCGAGCAGAAGUGGCCCGGCUUCGUGUCAAGAAUCAGGAGCUUCAGUCGAUUGCAUCAAAGACGGAUCUCUCAGAGGAGCGAUCUGAUUUGAAGACAAAAAUGUCAACCCUACAGAAGCGUUUGGACUGGUACGAGCAAGUCCGUGACUGGAUUUCUUGCAGAGGUGAGGACAUCAUGAUUGCCUUGAUCGAGAGGG